Messenger RNA from Elaeis guineensis (African oil palm), 1419 nucleotides. Its product is annotated as gibberellin 2-beta-dioxygenase 3. Lineage: Eukaryota; Viridiplantae; Streptophyta; Magnoliopsida; Arecales; Arecaceae. The record is from RefSeq and is a predicted model, not a curated record.
CCUUGUCAUGCAUCUCCUUGGAAGCCCUCCUCUCCUCCCCCUUUGAUCAACUAAUUCCAUUCCCAAAAGUCCUCUGUUCUGCUUUCUUUUCCCUAAGCCAUGGUGGUUGUAGCCAACCCACUAGACCAAAUAUCCCUUGUCAGGCCUCCAAAGCCUGGCGCUUACUUCUCCGGCGUCCCCGUCAUCAACCUUGGGGAGCCGGGCUCGGCAGCAGCCAUCGUCAAGGCCUGCCAAGACUUUGGCUUCUUCAAAGUCAUCAACCAUGGGAUUCCCAUUGAUCUCAUGGUAGACUUGGAGAAGGAGGCUGUCAAAUUCUUCUCCCUCCCUCAGGUGGAGAAGGAGAGGUCUGGUCCUCCCAACCCAUUUGGUUAUGGGAACAAGAGGAUCGGGCCUAAUGGCGAUGUCGGCUGGGUGGAGUACCUCCUUUUUGGCGUCACCUCCAAGCCCUUCUCUUACACAUCAAUGGCCUUUCUUCGAGAACCAUCGGCAAGCUCGUUCCGCUCUGCUUUGAAUGAAUACAUAUCAGCAGUGAGGAAGCUGGCUUCUGAGGUACUGGAGUUGAUGGCUGAAGAGCUGAAGAUUGAACCAAGGAAUGCAUUCAGUAAGCUUGUGAUAGAUGAAAAGAGUGAUGAAAUAUUUAGGCUUAAUCAUUACCCUCCUUGCCCUCUCCUUCAAGGGCUCAGCUGCAGCUUGACUGGGUUUGGGGAGCACACCGAUCCACAGAUCAUCUCAAUCUUGAGAUCCAACGACACCCAAGGGCUUCAGAUUGCCCUGAGGGAUGGGAGCUGGGUCUCAGUCCCUCCAGACCAGGAGUCCUUCUUCAUCAAUGUCGGCGAUUCCCUGCAGGUUAUGACAAAUGGGAGGUUCAAGAGUGUGAAGCACAGAGUUCUGGCCAACGGUAUGAAAUCCAGGGUAUCUAUGAUAUACUUUGGAGGGCCACCCCAAACAGAGAAGAUAGCACCCUUGACGCAGCUGAUGGGGGAGGGGGAGCAGAGCCUCUACAGGGAGUUCACAUGGGGCGAGUACAAGAAGGCUGCCUAUAAAUCAAGGCUGGCUGACAACAGGCUUGGCCAGUUUGAGAAGUAGUGGUGGGUGGGUUACGGAGAGGUCAUUGGUGACAUCUUUUGAUGCUUUGCUGGCUUUCCUCUUUUGGGCUGUUAGCAUGGUCAAGAACAGGCUGGCAGGGUCACCCAAGCAAGUGUUAACCAAAGAUAGAAAACGGAAAAGGUUUUUCGUUUCUUGCUCCUUUUGUUUGAAUGACCCCUUCUUUUCGUUUCCUCGUGCUCUCCCCUCAUCCUUUCAUACGAAGUCUUGUAUGUGAAGCGCCUUUUCCCUUUCCAAUAGAUAUGGUUUGUUAAGAAAAGAAGUUCAAGCUCCAUGGUAGCUUCCAAAAGCACUGCUGUUUCUCGGCCUUUUGCA